AUGUCGCGCCCAGGGCGCCAGAGCGCUCCCGCCGCCCUCAACGGCGCUCUCCCGCCCUCUCCUCAUCUCCCUCCGGCCGGCGAGCAACUCGCACAACCUCGUCAAGAAGUGCUAGUGCCUCGCCACGACCCUCACGAUCCUCCCCAAGUCGGGCACGACCCUCCUCCCGCGCCCGCCAUCCUCCAGCGCCGCGCAAACGCGCCGUCUCGCAUCCCCACGCGCGUCAAGCCGGGCCAGCCGGGCCAAGGUGCGGCCAGUACGUCGGCGGCGACUCGCACCAGCGAGGCCGAGGUGCCCAUCGACGCGCGCCGCCAGCUCGCGCCCUCGACCGCCUCGGGCGCUCGCGCGACCUCGUCCUCGUCCUCCUCCGCCGCGCGUCGCGCCGACCCGUUCAACGCCAACGCCGAGGCCGGCCCGUCGACGGUCGCCGUCGACGACAAGAAGCGCAAGGCCGACGACGGCAACGGCGGCGGCGCCGCGCUCAAGCGCUCGCGCACCUCGAGCGACGCGGCCGCCCCUCCCGCAGUCGGCGAGCGCGACGACGCCGACAAUGCGCGCGAUCCUGCGCGCGGCGCCCUCGCGAGCGGGCCGGGCGCCUUCCCGGCGUCGAGCAAUAAGGUCAACUCGGCACCGGGCGCUCCCGCCGGUCCGGGUUCCAAGGUCCUCGGCAAGCCGGGCACGUUCGGCUCGCGCGGCCUGCAGGCGCACAAGCCCGUCGGCGGCGGCACCGGCGUCGACCUCAAGGGCAAGGGCAAGGCGCGCGAGGUGGACGAGGACCGCCGCGACGGCGGGACGGACGAGCGCGCCGAGGCCAAGAAGCGCAACGUCAACAAGUCGGCGACCACCCUCUCGCGCGCCGGCAAGAAGCCGAUGUCGACCACGUCGUCAAGCGGCCUGGCCGGCGCCCAGCUCCGCCCGUCGGCAUGGGCCGCCUCGACAACGGCUCGCCUGCCAGGGCCGCCGCAGGCCCCGCCGCAGGCCGCGAGCACCACCUCGCACGCGCGGCUGCCCGUCCAACCGCCGGCUCGCCGCCCGGCCGAGACGGCGCCGUACGUGCGCAAGACGGCGCCCCUCGCCGACGUGCGCGAGCGCAAAGCGGCGGCAGCUCAGAAGGCCGCCGAGGUCGCCGCCGCUCGCGACCUCGAGGUCAAGCGUGCCGCCGCCGAGCUGGAGCGGCAGCGUCGCGUGAUCGCGCCCACACCGCGCCUCAAGGUCCGCCCGCGCACGACGACCGCCCACGCGAUCGGCGGCCUCGCGCUGUACGCCAACUCGCGCAUCCACGUGCGCGACGACAGCGUCGAGCCGGGCGCACACGUCGGCGCCGCUGGCGGGCCGGGCCCCGGCACGGCCGCCCACCGCCGGGCGCAGGAGGAGGGCGACGCGCCGGCGCCGCCUCAGCCGCAGCGGCCGCGCGAGGGCCUCCUCGACGAUCGCCCUAUCCGCCCGCUCAUCCCGCUCGGCGAACCGGGCGAGCGCAAGGCGGCGGCACGAGCCGGCGCUGGCCCACUCGGCGACGGCGGCGUCAACGCGCCUGAGCGCGACGGCGAGCGCGUCGCGCUCGGCAGCCGCCUUCUGGCCAUGGGUCGCCCGCUGUCUGAGCCUACCGACGACUCGGACGACAGCGGCAUGCUCGACGUGCCGGGCAAGGAGGCCGGUUCCGGCGACGAGGGCGACAUCGGCUCGGAGGACUCGCUCAUGGCGUACGAUGAGCUCGACAAGGUUGCGCCCGACCUCGACCUCCACCUCGACGACGCGCUCGACGAGAUCAUCGAGGCCGACGUCGACAUGUUCGACGUCCAAGCCCCAGUCGACUACAUCGCGGCGAGACGUGACGGUCGGGUCGAGGGCUUCGGCGACGGCCAGCCGGCGCAGCCGCCGGCCCAGGGCGAGGCGGAGCAGGAGCAGGAGGAGGAGGUCGCGGCGGGCGACGACGCCGAGGACGGGGCACCGCACGAGCGUGCCGCCGAUGGGCGUGUCGACGAGGUCGUCGUCGAGGGCGAGGACGAGGAUGACGCCGACAUGCCGCAGCUCUCGCCCGACCAGGACAAGCCCGUCCUCGCCUCGUCCGACAGCGACUCGCGCGACGGCCACGAGUCCGAGGACGACGCCACGGACGGCUCGGCGCCACCUCGGCGUUCGAGCGACGUUGGGCUCGUGCGCGGGCACGUGCCGGGGUCGGACAGCGAGGAGGACGAGGACGACGCGUCGGUCACGGACCACCAGGACCGGUCCCUCGAGGUCGGCCGGGGCCCUUCCCGGCACGAGAGCAGCUCCGAGGAGGAGCAGGCUGAGGACCAGCAGGUCGAGGAGCUCGUGUGGGUGCCGGAGGACGGCGGGGGCGGGCAGUACGGGGCGUUCUCGUCCAAGGACGAGGACCGGGAGAACGGCUAUCGAGUCGCUCGCAAGGGUACCACGAGCUCUCCCGUCGGGCAGUACUACCGCGGUGGCGAGGCCGACGAGCGCGAGGACGAGGACGAGCGCCGCAUCGAGCUCGACUCGGACAUCGAGGGCAGCAGCUCGUCCGCCGACUUUUCCCUCGACGGGCUCGACGACGACGAGCUCGAGAUCAUUCGGCGAGGCGGCUUCGCCGAGGAGGAGCGCGAGGAUGCGCCCGUCGCCAAGGUCGUCGUCGACGAGCGCACCAUGCUCGAGAAUGGGGGGCGUCGGUACGACUGGGCGACUCAGUGCAAGGACCCGGAGUACCUUCCCUCCUGGCGCGUUCACCUGGCCCUCGUCAAGGCGUCGCCUUUGGCGUUUAUCCGUGGCCCGCUCCCCAAGGCGAGCAGCAACGGCCUCGCGCUUGAGCUCUUCGCGCCGCCCCGGUUCAUGGCGCUUGAGCUUGCCGACCUCUACAAGAUGCUCACUGGUCGUGAGCAGAUCCGGCGUGAGGGGCGUGCUCGUCUCGGGUACGAGCUUGCGCAGGUGCACGGCCUCGAGCAGGACGAUGGCGAGGGCCUGGGCACGAGCGAGGGCGAGGGCACGAGCGAGGGCGAGGGCACGAGCGAGGAGAUCGAGGAGAGCGAGAUGAGCAGCAGCGAGGACGACAGCGACUCGAGCGCGACCACGUCGACGGGUGAUGCGACGCCGAGCCGUCGUCGCUCCUCGCCGAGGUCGUCCCUCCAAGGCCAAGGGCGUGCUGCCGUCGUCGAGGACGAGGAGGAGGAAGAGCUCGCUGAGAAGGGUCCGCCGCCGCAGCCGUCGACACCGGCCAGCUCGGCCGCCGGUGUGUUCUCGGGCGAGGAGCAGCGCAGCCAGCCGGGCAGCUCCUCGACCAAGGCGUCGAACGACGAGUACCGCCCCGGACGCCAAGACCGCUACGCCAAGAAGGCGGCCGUGUUCCGACCAAUCCAGUACUUGACGACGCAGCGCAAGGGCUGGGAGGCCGACUACAAGGCCGCCAAGCAGGCGUGA
This is a messenger RNA of Rhodotorula graminis WP1, 3411 nucleotides long. RefSeq lists its product as uncharacterized. Bases 1 to 3411 code for a protein of 1136 amino acids. The transcript has 16 exons. NCBI's taxonomy places the organism in Eukaryota, Fungi, Basidiomycota, Microbotryomycetes, Sporidiobolales, Sporidiobolaceae. The record is from RefSeq and is a predicted model, not a curated record.